CGCACUCAAUCCAGCAACCAUGACAAAGCAUCAUCUGUAGUCACCAAGUUCCGGUAAGCCAUUGACUCCCGUACACAGACAUUGACAAAUUCUCCAUGAUGGGCGGAGGACCAGCCAAGGACACGCUCCUCGCAGUGCUUCCCUUUCCCGAGCCCAAGGACAUCACACAGCACUUGACCCAAAAGUUCCCAGGUCUCGAUAUCAAUUGGAUCGAGGUGACCUUCAGCAACGAUACCCAAGAACUCAAAAAACGCGUUCCAAAGGAGCUUUGGCACUCUGCCACCAUCCUCAUCACGUUCAAUGUCAUCCCGGAGCCAGACGAAGUGCCAAACCUCGAACUGAUUCAUCUGGUCUCUGCUGGAAGUAAUCAGGUGCAGAACACGGAUAUCUACAAAGACACAAAAAUCACAAUCACCACGAGCAGCGGCAUCCACGGGCCGCAGAUCGCAGAAUGGGUGUGGUUGACUGCGUUGGUACACAGCCAUAGCUACAACCAGCUAUACGAGCUGCAAAAGAAGCGGGUAUGGGGCAGCAAAGGAGCUGAAUACAACAAUGUCCGAGAUUGGGUCGGUCAACGGAUAGGGGUCCUCGGAUAUGGCUCGAUUGGCAGACAAGUGGGCAAAGUAGCGAAAGCAAUGGGUAUGGAAGUCGUGGCUUUUACUGCUACGCCCAAGGACACUCCUGAGAAGAAGAAGGACCAUGGCUUCAUCGUCCCUGGCACAGGAGAUCCAGAAGGUGAGGUGCCAGUCGAGUGGUUCUCUGGUCUCGAGAAGGAGAACCUGCACAACUUUCUCAAGCAGGAUCUCGACUGGCUUGUCAUCUCGGUACCAUUGACUGAGCAGACGCGACAUUUCCUGAGUAAGGAAGAGUUCAAAGUGCUCAGUCAGAAUGGCAAGAGGCCGGCCUUUGUCACCAAUAUUGCUCGUGGGCCGAUUAUAGACCAGCCGGCGCUCAUCGAAGCGCUGAAGGACGGAACAUUAUCAGGUGCAGCACUUGAUGUGACAGAUCCAGAACCUUUGCCCGAAGAUAGUGAGCUCUGGGGGCUGAAGAACGUGAUUGUCACACCACAUGUCAGCGGAAAUGGUGUUGCAUAUACCGAGAGGACGUUCAAGGUCCUCGAGCAGAAUCUUGAGCACCGCGAACAUGGCGAGCCGUUGAUCAAUGUCGUGAGGAGAAGUAGAGGUUAUUAGAAGUUCUAGAAUCAAAGAAAUCACGAUCAAAUACCUCGUAUGUGGAUCUGAUGC
Molecule: messenger RNA, 1244 nt
Organism: Cercospora beticola
Lineage: Eukaryota; Fungi; Ascomycota; Dothideomycetes; Mycosphaerellales; Mycosphaerellaceae
Product: D-isomer specific 2-hydroxyacid dehydrogenase family protein
Molecular function (GO): NAD binding
Source: RefSeq, a predicted model, not a curated record